GGCACAGCGACAGCAUCCAACAGCUGAUCGGCCGCCGCGUCGCUGGGCGUCCCGACGCCCCAUCCCAUCUCUCAGUCUCAGCUCGAUCGCGGUUAGCCACGGACUUUAUUCCCGUCGGGCCGACUCUUUUUUCGUCUCUCAUACGCACCUCACUCCACGGCACAGAGUAUCGUUGAGGUUAAUUAUGUUGAUCCAAGCCGGGUGAUCGUCUACUUGUUCUUCUGACAAAAUAUAUGAACAUGUCUUGCCUUAAUUUCCCGCCGCACCUCCGCUACUGACCGCUCGAUCAUAGGCGGGGCCGGUGUCGGCAUGUCGAGCCAGCCUACAGGCGAUGCCAGCGCCAUGGCGUCGUCCGCUGGCAAGUCGCAGUACUCAUCAUCGUACCACUCUUCGUCGGGUACCACCCAUAAAAGCAAACACAGGUCACGGUCUACCACACGUCAUCAUCACACAAGUGCUGACAAGCCGAAGAAGAAAAGGCACAUAAGCGCGACAAAUUCUUUCGCUUCUAUACCUGGCGCCAUCAAACUGUCGAUGCUCAACAGUGGACUUUUGCCCACCAGCAGAUUCAAUGAUAAGAAUGGAUCUAUUCCAACAAUCUCUGGUACUCCAAUAGACCUCAAGGAUUUCUUGAAGAUUUGCGAGCAGCGAAAGAAGUUUCCGGUUCUCUAUAAACUUGAAUUUCAGAUCGCCAUUAAAGCGGAAGCGCAUUCUUGCAGGCACGCAACUAAGAAAGCGAACUUAGAGAAAAAUCAGAAUCAGAAAUGCAUUCCUUAUGAUUAUAAUAGGGUAGUUUUAGAGUCAAUCGAGGGUGAACAUGAUUCCGAUUACAUAAAUGCAUCCUACAUAGAUAGCUUAUUGAAACCUAAUGCUUACAUAGUAACUCAAGGACCUACCGAAGAAACCGUCGCAGAUUUCUGGAGGAUGAUAUGGCAAGCAAGAGCCAGUUGUAUUGUGAUGUUAACAAAAACUUUUGAUUUCAUUAAGGUAAUGUGUGUCCAAUAUUGGCCUCCCUCUAAAGAACUUGAAGAGACAUAUGGUGGUAUACACAUGCAGAUUCUUAAAGAAGAGGAAUUAGCUAAUUUUCAUAUUAGGACAUUUAGGCUAUACAAAACUGAUGAGAACGGAGGUAUAACCGAAGAAAGGACAAUCCUUCAGUUUCACUACACGCAGUGGCACAGUCAUUCGUGUCCGUUCACAAAUGCUUUGCUAGAGUUUAGAAGAAGAGUUAGGGCCGUUGUUGGACAUGUUAUAAAGUCUAACGAGGCUGGACCAAUGGUGGUACAUUGCAAUGAUGGAGGUGGUAGGUCUGGAGUGUACUUGUCCAUAGAUGCUAACAUGGAACUGGCUGAAGAAGAAGAUAAGUUUGACGUAUUUGGGUAUUUGAAGAAACUGAGAGAAGCACGUAAAGGAUUAGUGGAGAAUGUAGAACAGUACAAAUUCAUUUAUGAUUGCCUGGAAGAUCAUAUAACCUGUGGGAAUUCUUGGUUCCCAGUGAGCGAGUUAUCCCAGCGGUUGAAGCAGAAAUCUGUGAAGGACACCGUUACGAAAAUGAAUGAGUAUCAACGGGAAUAUAUGCUGAUAUGCAAACAAACGCCCAGAUUUACCAUCGGCGAUUGUGCUGGGGGCCAUAGGGGCGACAACAGGAAGAAGAAUAGGGAUGUGCUAAUUGUACCACCUGAUAACUUCCGUCCCUACUUAACGUCCUUCCAAGGCAACAGCUUCACUGACUACAUAAACGCAGUGUUCGUUGACGGAUAUACCAAACCAAGAGAAUAUAUAGUCACCGAAUGGCCAAUUAAAUCUACUUGUGGAGAAUUUUGGUCUUUGGUAUAUGACUACGAGUGUUCUGCCGUUGUUAUCCUCUGCGUACCCCCAAAUAAUUCGCAACAAUUUCCUCCAUUUUGGCCUGAAGGUCGAGCUUCAAAGAAAUAUGGACCAGUUUUCACGAUAGAUCACAUUUCCCAUAACCAUUAUCCUAACAUCAAAACUUGGGUGUUUAGAAUAAACAAAAAGAUAGUGUCGUUGACAGAGCUUAUGGCAGGAGUUAAGGCACCUCCAAAGACAGUUCAGCUAUUCCAACUGACAUGUUGGCCAAUGGGCCACAGAGUACCAACAUCCACAAAUUCUCUCGUGGAGCUUAUGAAUAUGGUGGAAAGAUGGAGGCAGAGGACUGACUAUGGACCAGUUUGUGUUGUAUCUCCCGAUGGAAGAAGUAGGUGUGGAAUAUAUUGCGCAGCAAAUGCGUGCAUAGAACAAGUGAUCCAACAUGGUGAAGUAGAUGUUUUUCAAGCUGUAAGAACAGUCAGGCGACACAGGCCACAACUUAUAGAAAAUAUUACUGAAUACAAGUACUGCUAUGAUGUGGUCCUGCACUAUGUUCUGCACUAUCUCCAAACGGAUCUUGACGAAAUGAAAAACAAAAAUAAAAGCUAAUAAGUUAACUGUCGGUCUAUGAUGUGUUAUUAAAAAUGCGUAUUACAUACAUUAGAUUCUGCACUGCUAUUUGUGACUUUCUAGUCUCGUAACACCAUUACUCAAAACUCACUCACUACAGAAUUUUAUACGUCCAUCAUGUGUAUUAGAUCGUGUCUAGGAAAAAUUUUGCCCUGGGCUAUUCAAGUAGUUAGUUCAUUUUUGGACCGCUAAACAAGUUUUGUGAAACAGUUCGAUCCAAAUUUUGAAAAUUACGAAUUAAUUUUAUUAUGUAUUGGCAGAAACUUAGAGUUAAGUUCAAAACCUGAAACUUAUCUUGUUGUUUUCAUGUUGAUAGAGUUUCAUUGUCUGGCUGCUAAUUUAAAACACGUAAGUGUGAAAGAUACCACAAUGGUUCCCAAUAUGUACAAUAAACAGUAAUUGAAACAUAUGUGGUUCCAAUCAGUGGAAAGACAAAGAAGCUCUAUACAGUCGGAGCUUGUUUCAAGAUAAAAACUGUCAUUUUAUCUGGAUUUACCAAUUGCUGUAGAUUUUUUUAAUAUUUUUACAUAGAGUUUAACAUCAACUUUGUGGUUGAGAAUAGUAGAAAUUUUAAAAAGGGAUGUCCCAUACCUAAAGAACUUCACACUAUUGUACUUAAUAGGCAUGUAACAAAACAGUAAUCCUUCCAUGUUGUAAGGCUAAUGAAUGUAUUAUGUAUGGAAAACUAGCAUAGUUAAUUUAUAUUUUGUGUAAAAGCAAAACAGGACAUAUAUUUUUGUUAAAUUGUAAAUUUGCUCUAUUAUGUGUAUAGGUAUAUUAAAAAUGUUUUUGAUAAA
This is a messenger RNA of Acanthoscelides obtectus, 3254 nucleotides long. NCBI's taxonomy places the organism in Eukaryota, Metazoa, Arthropoda, Insecta, Coleoptera, Chrysomelidae. The record is from the annotation of a GenBank genome assembly.